Messenger RNA from Python bivittatus (Burmese python), 3969 nucleotides. It is a transcript of the gene B4GALT1, whose product is annotated as beta-1,4-galactosyltransferase 1. The record is from RefSeq and is a predicted model, not a curated record. Gene Ontology annotation, biological process: carbohydrate metabolic process; protein N-linked glycosylation. NCBI's taxonomy places the organism in Eukaryota, Metazoa, Chordata, Lepidosauria, Squamata, Pythonidae. Gene Ontology annotation, cellular component: Golgi apparatus. Gene Ontology annotation, molecular function: cytoskeletal protein binding; beta-N-acetylglucosaminylglycopeptide beta-1,4-galactosyltransferase activity.
UACGACUUUCCUCCUCCCCGGCGGGUAGUCCGCAGCUGGCAGGCGAGCGGCUGAGCGCUGUUAGCGGGUCUGCUGUCUCCCCGGCCUCCUGCUCGAGGGCACAGCCAUGAGGCAUCCCCGCCUGUCCAAAUCGGCGCAAUAAAGUUCGCGCAGGAUGGAGCUGCCCGGCGCCUCGCUGCAGAAAGCUUGCCGCCUCCUUGUGGUCUUCUGUGUCCUCCACCUCUCGGCUGUGGUCCUCUAUUACCUGAGAGGCAACACGCUCAACAACCACCGGAGCCCGGAGCCACCGCCUCGCAGCCAAACCUUCGCCCGCCGGGAGUCGGAGGCGCUCCUCCCGGGCAAUAUCUCAAAGCCCGGUGCAGACUGCCCCGACCCUUCCCCUUUGCUGAUUGGUCCAUUGCGUGUGGAGUUUUCACAAGCUGUGAAUUUGAAGAAUGUGGAGGAGGAAAAUCCGGAACUCAGGGAAGGAGGCCGCUAUACCCCAAAGGACUGCAAAGCACUUCAGAAAGUGGCAAUUAUUAUCCCAUUCAGAAAUCGAGAUGAACACUUGAAAUACUGGUUGCUUUAUCUUCAUCCAAUCCUGCAAAGGCAACAGCUUGAUUAUGGGGUCUAUGUGAUUAAUCAGGAUGGACAAGAAACAUUUAAUCGUGCAAAGCUUCUGAAUGUAGGCUUCACAGAAGCUUUGAAAGAAUAUGAUUAUGACUGCUUUGUAUUUAGUGAUGUGGACCUAAUCCCAAUGGAUGACAGGAAUAUCUAUAAGUGUUACGACCAGCCCAGGCACCUCUCUGUAUCUAUGGAUAAAUUUGGAUUUCGCUUACCUUACAAUCAAUAUUUUGGAGGUGUGUCUGCUUUAAGUAAGAAGCAAUUCCAAAAAAUCAAUGGGUUUCCCAAUAAUUAUUGGGGCUGGGGUGGUGAAGAUGAUGACAUUUAUAACAGAUUGGUCUUUAAAGGCAUGGGGAUUUCCCGCCCAGAUGCUGCAAUUGGAAAAUGUCGAAUGAUUCGCCACGUAAGAGACACUAAAAAUGAGCCCAAUCCACAGAGGUUUAACAAAAUUGCUCAUACAAAGGAAACAAUGAAAUCAGAUGGGCUAAACUCUCUGACUUACACCGUAGUAAAAACUGAUAAAUUUCGAUUAUAUACAAAAAUCACAGUGGAUAUUGGAUCACCAAAAAGCUAGUGUGGCAGAAAUGCAAUAGAAGACUUGGAGUAUGCAACCUGUGACAGUUCAAUCUUUCAGCAUUUUAUAACUGAUUUUAUUGCAAUCAACUUGAAAGAAGAACACUUGUUUUUUCAUCCUGAGACCCUGCAAUUGGCAGGACAAAAGAGAAUUUUAAUCCCAAAUGUCACUGUAAAAAUCUUCUUUUCAUUUUUUUUAAACUUUACAAACAAUAAAUAGAAGUUGUAAAUAUAUGAAUUUUCAGGGAAUGGUGGAGACUUAGGUGCUCAAUCCCCUUGGAAGUUCUCCCACGCAGGCAUUACAGAAAAGAAUGAAAGUUGUAUUGAAGCACUUCUCUCUCUCUCGUUUUCAGAAAGCUCUCUUUUAUUUCAGGGGGCUAACCCAAGAAGGAUUCCUAGUGGAUUGAGGCCUACUGGGGAGCUCUCCACUUUAAAAUAAUGAGGGUCACAAUUUGGGAACAUUAGUGUUUCCAAAUUGUGAGGUAUUCUGCAGUGGUAAGUAAUUUCCCUUUCUUCCUGCUCCUCCCCCAAUUUAAUUUAAACAUUAGGUCACUAUGAAAAUUCACUGCUGCGGGUAUAGGAGGAAGGACUGGAAAAUACUGCUUAAAGUCAUUUGAAUUUAUGUACUUUAUCUCCCCUUCACGUUGACAGGAUUGUUCCUUCUUGUUUGUAACCUCACUGGGAGGAAGGGGAGGAAGAACUGCAAUCCUCAAAACAAACAGCUUUGUAUUCUGUCCUGCUGGCACAGGGAUUUAAAUAAUACAGGCCUCUUUACCCAGAAGUAUAUCUGCAAGCCAAAACCUUCCGACCAUGAUCUUGAAUAUAUGCAGGUGGCGUUAGCUUGCUUGAUCUAACAGGACAGUCAGCCCAGUCCUUAACCUGGGCUCAUUGCAUCAUGGGGAGAAAGUAUGAGUGAAACAGUUUGUAUCAUAGCUAUUUUUAUGCAAAAACCAAUCGCUUUAGGCUACUAAUCAAAGCUCCCUAAUUUUUGCUGGAUCCAACUGGGUGGCUGUGGGGAAAUCAGGUUAAAAUAUGCACUAUAACUGAGGUCAUGCAGCACUCCUUCCCUUAGGUAUAGAAAGGAGCAAGGGUGCACCCAGGUCUGGCACUCGGGGCCAAAGCAUUACAAUGUGGCCUGUGAAUAUCAGCUUCAGAGAUACAGGCGAUGCUGAUAGCUGGAAGGUACAGUUCAUGGGUUGAUUCAUUGAGGUACAGUGUUGAUAGGCCAGCAACACCAGCCUUAGCUUGCGGGCUACUACUACUUGAAAAUGAGCCAAUUCAUAUUCUAGAAGUAUUUAAAUAGGACAAAGCCUGUGUGUAAUGCUCACGCAGAUGGCCUGCGUCACAUCUGUUUUUGAAUGAAGCUGAAGGUUGUGAGAAAUACCUCUGUUUCUGUGGAACACUGAUGGGGUUCCUCCCAAGCUAAUUCUGCAGAGUCGCCUUUGUCUCAAGAAACAAGACCAGGGAAAACAGAACAUUUGGCAAGAGUGGGACAGCAUUACUCUCCAUCUGACCAGAACUUGUCUACUCUGAGUAAGUCUCCUGGGAUUUCCUCUUCCUUAGGAGAGCAACUAUGAGAAGUUAUGCUUCCAGUUUUCUCUGAAGUAUAGCUGGUGGAGGGAGCCAUUCAGUUUUCCAAAUAAACAAAACAAAGCUCUUGCUGAGUUAAAACCUAUAGAUGGGGCUCAGCCUUCUAACAAAGCUGGGAGGAAAAAUGUCCUAGGCCUAUUGGGACCAUUUAUCGCCAGAGUUGGUAUGCUUGCCUGUCGUACUGUGGUGUAAAAUUUACACCUAUCCAGGUUGUGGUAGGAGCACAGAAGUGAAAGCGAGAAUAGACCCUGCAGUGAAGCCAAAGACUUUUGGGCAAAAAAUCGUCACCCCUUCAAAUUGUAAGCAAUAUGCAGCUUGCAAGGAAUAAGGCCAAGUCAGAGGUAAAUGAUAAUCUGAAGAUUUGGGGUGCACUGACUAGUUUACCAGAAAUCCUUUAUGGAAGCAGGGAAAAUAGGACUUCAUUCAGAAGUCCUUUGCUCUACUUGGCAGCCUGCACUGUCUCGAGAAAUUGUAGCAGAGAAGUAUGCCAGCAACUGGUAGCAUAACCUCUAAGGUAAUAGAAUAGUUCAGAUGGAAUUCUUCAGUGAAGCCCAUUCUUGACACUGCAAAACAAACAGAAUUCACCUAAGGACCAGUGUAUUGCCAGAUUGCCUUACAUGUGAAUGGUAAGCUUCAUUUUGUUUUCUACUGCUCUAACACAGUUUUUUUCUUACUGGAGAGUGGCAAAUGCUCUGCUAUUCUGGGUUUAUAAAGUACCUUUUUGUUUUUAAAAUAUUUCAUCAGAAAUGUUUACUAUUGUAAAGGCCUAAAUGUUGCAGAAUAUCAAACAACGGUAUUUUUCUCUCAGUGUUUUGUGUGAAACUUGAAGUGUGCUGCUGGAUUUUACUGCUAAAACUUGUUAGCAAAAUAUUAUAGGGGAAUUGGGCUAAGGCAACUGCACCAUAAAAUGGCAUGUUAGUACCAUCAGCUUAAGCUGCGGGCAACAUCAUGUUUUAACUAGAUUUAUAGUUAAACCUAGUUUGAUUUAUAGAAUCUACCUUCACAAGAAUGUUCAGUUUCUUCAUUAGCUGCUGCUUAAAUGGUAGCAAAGAUGUGCCUUGGAAACAUGUUCAUCUCCGUGUCUGAAAUAUCAUAAAUUACGGCCUGUUGGGAUCUUGUCAUUUCUCCCACUCCAUUUUGUUGAUGGGGAGAGAGUGAAGCAUGGCUUGAUGAUCAAAGUAAAAUUUGCAUCCCAGAACUCAA